GUCGUUUCUCUGCUCUAUUUUUCAUUCUUUUUUUUGAUCUUUUCUUUUUCGUUUCCUUUUUUCUUUUGUUGUCCUAUCCAGCCUCGCAGCCCCGAAUACUAGUUAAUAGUAGAUUAUCGAUAAUUACCACCUCUAUCCGUCCAAGAAAUCAUAUUUUGAAGCCAAUUCCAUUCGUCUCCCGAUCGCAAUUCUUAUUCUUUUUUCCCGUUCAUACAGCCACCACGACUCUCGACGACUCUCCGUCCUUGCUGUCACUCUCGCAGCUGUAUAUACUUCUUUGUACGGAGUACUGACGUAUAAACUUGUUCUGCAACGCCGAGAGUUGCACUCUAGGCAGCAUUGUACAGUGUUUUUGCCGCCCUCUGUACAUUUUGUCCUUCUUUUCCCUUGCGUUCGACAAUAUACGUAUAGAGUGAACUAGAGUAUCAGAAGAGAAGAGCCGUCACAAUGUGGAUCAUUUCAUUUUGGAUAUUUCCGGUCAUAUCAGCAUGCAUGUGGAUAGCAAUGCUACUUGCCAUGUUGGGGAAUUGGGCAGUAAAAGGUGCACCGAUCUAUUCUAGUAUGGAAGAGGGACAGACAAUUGCGUACAUCUCUGAUAUUGGUGCACAGGGUCUAAAACCCCUGUUCAUCACUGGGAGUGUAAUCACAGUUGUAUUCCUGGAUUUGGCGUUUGUUUCGGAACGGUGGCUGCGACACGCUGGCCAAUUGGUGCCGAACAAAGGUCGGUUUGACAAAGCUUGCGCCAUUCUUUCGAUAUUCUUCUCGAUUGCGGGUGCCUUGGGGCUCAUUCUGUUGUCAAUCUUCGAUACGUUGCGCCACCCGCACAUGCACGAUGGUUUCCUGGUCAUGUUCUUGGUUGGUUACAUUUUAAGCGCGAUCCUGAUCUGCGCCGAGUACCUCCGCCUGGGCAUUUUCUACCGCUCACAGCAUCGAGUUCUAUUUGCCAGCUUUGUUAUCAAACUCACCUUCAUCGUGGUUGAGAUUGCCCUCGCGAUUGCCUUUGGCGUUCUCGGCAGGCAAGGUCCAAGCAAAAGGAAUGCGGCGGCUGUUUUGGAAUGGGUAAUCGCCCUCAUCUUCACAUUCUACGUGCUUUCCUUCGUCGUUGACCUGUUGCCAUCGGUGCGCACUCGCCGUCACGUUCCCCAAGGCGAGAAGCGGAUCGUGCAGUCUGAAAUGGAGAACGGUGUGAGCCAGCCGAAUGCGACAAUCGAGGAGCCGUUAACGACAGAUUCAGCCGGGCCUAAUAUGGAUUCUAACUAUUACCGUGGCCAGCGCAUGUAACGAAUGGGCUUGCUUUUGAUAUUCUUGCUCUCUAGAGGUGAUUGCAUUUACGGUGCAUUGGGGCCCUGUACUAUAUACCUAUCUAUAUGCCUGUUACUUUAAUACCCGU
Messenger RNA from Aspergillus alliaceus, 1390 nucleotides. Its product is annotated as Frag1/DRAM/Sfk1 family protein. The coding region runs from base 448 to 1281 and encodes 277 amino acids. Gene Ontology annotation, cellular component: plasma membrane. NCBI's taxonomy places the organism in Eukaryota, Fungi, Ascomycota, Eurotiomycetes, Eurotiales, Aspergillaceae. The record is from RefSeq and is a predicted model, not a curated record. The transcript has 6 exons.